Messenger RNA from Symsagittifera roscoffensis, 6641 nucleotides. Its product is annotated as sperm flagellar protein 2-like. The transcript is spliced from 41 exons. The record is from RefSeq and is a predicted model, not a curated record. Bases 17 to 6490 code for a protein of 2157 amino acids. Gene Ontology annotation, molecular function: protein binding. Lineage: Eukaryota; Metazoa; Xenacoelomorpha; Acoela; Convolutidae.
AUUAAAUAGAUUAGAUAUGGCUGAUAUUUUAUGCAACUGGCUCAAUAACGAGGUCAAGAUAUCUCGAACCAUUGAUCCCGAUUCAGUGGCAAAAGAGUUUUCCAGUGGUUAUCUGAUUGGUGAGCUCCUGCGGAAGUAUGAACUACAGGAAGACUUUGGGAAAUUCUCGAACAGCAGCUCCACGAAUGCAAAGCUCUCUAAUUUCACGAAGUUGGAGCCUACUCUGCGCCUCCUGGAGAUCCCGUUUGACACUGUCAGAGCUAAGGAGAUAAUGACCGAGAAACAGGGGGUUGCAAUUAAGAUUCUGUACGAGCUGUUUGUGGCGCUGGAGAACAAGCGCAAGUCACAACUGACAGGCACUGCAAUGGAGACUAUGCGACCGAAGGCGCCCAAGGUCAAAGAGGAGAUGAACAGAGAAUACUACCAGAAUAGGCUGAAGCAGAUCAACCCGCGCCAGAGUGAGAUGCAGCUGGACCAGUUGAUUGACAGGUGGCGACAGCACAGAGAGAGGCUGGAAGAGAGUGAUCUGAGGAGUCGGAUGGAGGAGGAGGAGCGACUGAGGCAGGAGCAGCAGAGGAAGCGACACCAGGCACAUCAGAGGUCCAAGAAGCGCCAACAGGAGUUAAAUGACCAAGUGGCCCGUAUUCUGGCUGCUAAAGUUCACAUCCCCAAACCCCCCGCGGACAAAACUCUGGCGGGCAUCAAGGCCAGACAGCAGAAGAUACGCAACCAGGAGACACAGAACACACAGAAGAGUCUGGUGGAGUUCGAGGCCAGACUUAAGGCGAUGCAGCCAGUGACAAGCGAGGGCGGCGACAACAAAAAACUGGACGAUGAGUUGCUGGCUUACAUCAAAGAGGAAGCGAUGAACCCGAACCGAGCCAGACCCACCGAGGACCCAGAGUACAUCAAGCCCAGAUCCAACGGCAAGUACAUCCGGAAGAUCCAGCAGAGAACGAGGGAAGAUGAGGAGGCGAAAGUGGAGCGGGAGAAGAGGAGGCGGAAGGUGCUGGUGGACCAGCUGAAGGCUCACGAGGCACAGGAGGACGCGCGGAGGGAGGAGGAGAUUGUGAACAGACUGAUGCGCCAGAGCCAGGUGGAGAGACGGAUAGUGGUCCAGUUACUCCAGACCAGACAAGAAAAGGCAGUCAUCCUCGAGAACCGGAAGUUGAGGGAGCAGCAGUACCAGGAGAGACGCAGGAAGGAGUUCGAAGACGCCCUCAAUGUCGAAGCGGAGAUGGCGAAGCUGGCACGUGAGAGAUACGCGAGUGAGCUGGACGAGGCGAAGCGGGAGCACAAGAGGAUCAUGGACGAGAGGAGGCGACAGCAGUACGAGAAGCACUACACCAUCUGCCACAAAGUCACUCUGGAUAUUGUGGACUACGCAUGCAAGUUCGGAGAGUACAGAGAACUCACAGGGGGUCUGGUGCCGCACAAGCUGUUCCGAGAAUGGACUGCUAUGUUCCUCAAUGAAGUUGCCAUAUACCCCGACAUAGAGGAGAAAAAUAAGGAAGAGACGGUCGAAGACUGGCUGGAAAAGGAGCGUGAACAGCUGCUGAACGAGGGAGAUUUCACCGAGUACAAGCUUAUGUACGGCGAGUGGGCGCUUCCGGACCAAACGAGUCUGGCCAAACCGAAAGACAACAAAGUGUUGGGCUACAUUGUGCACAGACUGUUCGAACUCGUCUACCCUCCCCCUCUGCCCCCUCCCGCCCCAGUGUUCCAGGAGUUCCCGAUCAAAAUUGGGAUUGUCGGCAAGGCGUUCUCUGGCAAGAGCACAAUCAUACAGUCUAUGUGCCAACGCUAUGGCUUCGCACACAUUCUCGUGAGUCGUCUGGUUGUGGAAAGUGUGGAGGCAUACAAAUUGGGGGAAGUUGAGACACUUCCCACCCCUCCCCCCACUGUGGAACAAUUGAGGGGACUACUGGAGACAGAGGAGAUGCAAAAGAAAGAUCCUCUGGAGAUACAAGCAGGCGGUGAUUUGAACCUGCAAGACCUGCCAGGUGGGGGCACCUCAGUCCAGACCUCAGGAGGAGGAGGGGGAGAUGGAGCGAGUACCAGUCUGAUCAGCUGGCAGGCGAAGAAGCCGCAGUUGUCCCGCAGAGCAGCCUGUGGAAAGAGGAUCUUCGAUGAGUUGUGCAAGGGCAGAAAUGUGCCCGAUGACGUCAUCGCUGAACUAGUGGUCGAUGCUGUGAGACAAGUUCCGGAGGGUCAAGGGUGGGUGCUGGAUGACUUCCCUCUCAAUCUGGAACAGGCGCAACAUUUCGAGAAGUUCCUCACCGGAUUCGAGGACAAGGCAAACCCAGUCGAGGAGGAGAAAUCAACGAAGAAGCCGCGUAAGCCGGAGCUAGUGAACAACCCCAACCCCCCUCCAGAGGCGGCUGCUCCCGAGAGUGGGAUAGACCUGCUGCUGCUGCUGGACAUCACAGACGAUGAGGCGCUGAAGAGGAGCGAGGGCAGGACUGUGGCCCCUGUGAAGAGCAUAGAGUACCACCAGGAGUACAAACCCCCUCCGGACGGGGCGGCGACUGGACUGUCUGGACAGGAGAAAGUGGAGGCUGUCAAGGACGACAACUACGAUAGAGAACAGAUUCAGAAGAGACUGGUGGGGUUCGAGGACAGCUGGGCGCAGAUUGAGUCCUGGUACCACAAGUUCAACGUCGUCUACAGUGUGGACGGGAACAAGGAGCGGGAGGAGGUGUUCUACGAUGUGGACAGACUGGUCCAGGAAAUAUUCCGAAAGCCACGAUUAUUCCGAAGAUCGCAGAAAAUUGACCUGAAGAAACACCCUCCCCCGCCCACUCCCCCUCCCCAGCCGGAGUCAGAGUUAGGGGGUGGUGGGUCUGGUGCAAAUCUGGACGGUGCAGAUGGUCAGUUACCUGAGGGGGGCAAUGAGACUGUAAUCGUGGACACAAUUGCACCUGAGCCAACGGAAGCGCAACCUAGCACUCCCGCUGGAUCUGACAAAGACACCGCAGCCGAACCGGACAGCAAGAAGGCCAGCCGGAAGGGCAAGAAGUCCCCCCGUGGAUCUGCCUCCCCCAAAGGACGGGGAGCGUCUCAGAAGACGGGCAAAGGGGGCAAGGGCGGAGACAGAGAGGGAAGUGUGGGGAGUGAGGGGGGCAAGAGCAGAGGGGGAAGUCCCAAGUCCAAACGAGGCAGGAAAACAGGCGUUUCGUCUAAAAUGGCAGUAAUCCUUCAAGAUCCAGACUCAGCAGCUGUUCCUCCGCCGGCCGCGCCUGGCACUUCAAUGUCCACAAAUGCCCCAAACAAAACUGGAGCUAAAGCCCUGCAGCAAUCUUUGGGCAAAACAACCCUUGCAAAGGCGGGUUUAAACACCGCCUCUCAAGCAGGCGGACCUGCUAAUCCGACAAAUGCGGCGGCUUUAGCAGCUGCGGCUAAUAGUGUUUCUAGCCGAGCUGCCAGUCAAGUAACAGCUGGGGGCGGGGCUAAUGCACCGGGUGGAACAAAUAAUGCACCCCCUAAUGCGGGUGCUACGGGGGGUAUGGGGGGACUUGGAGAUAAAUCGACUGUGGCUUCUACAGGGCAAACUACUUCGAGUAACAAUACGAUGGGCAAAAAAGGUUCUGACUCCAAGCGGUCUGCGUCUGGCAAGGGCAAAGGCAAGGGUACUAAACGGAGUCCCAGUCCAGCAGAAGUGCCAGUGCCUCAACCAGCACCACCAGCAGGGGACGGGGAGACAGCAGGAGCCCCGGAACCUCCUCCGCCCGCACAGCCUGGGGAUGAUGACUGGGAAUGCGUCAAGGAACCUGUGGACUUGGAGGUUGCAGAGAUCCUCGCUCCUCAAUGGGAGUUCAUCGAAGACACUUAUGUCAAGGGACUCCAAGUCACUUUCAAGAACAUCCGAGAGUCCCGCGAACUCAGCAUCCUCUACUUGCACCAAGUUCGGGAGGACUUCAAGACAUACUUGAUGCGACCGGAUGAGAAACAAGCUCAUGUAUCUCAGCUCCAGGAGGAGUUCAACUUGGUUCCCGACGAUGUCCGAAACGACGAAGAGAUCAAAUCGGAGUGGCAUACUAAAGUAUUCGCUCUUCAGGAGCUCCUAUGGGACAUUUCGGAUAAGAGAAAACAAAGCGCGGAAGCGGAGCGGAAGAUGAUCAUGAGCGACGGGUGGCUUCCUGAUCGUCUAGGAGUCCUGACUAAUGAUUACAUAACUCUGAUGCAGAUUGAACUUGAUAAGUUCUAUGACACUCUGAAGGUGUUGAAGGACUACUACAAGAGUAUGGACGGGAGCAAGGUGCCAACUGAGGGCGAAGAGGGAGGCGGCGCUAAUGCUAGACUACCGCUGCUUGAGAUCCAAGCCCAAGAUGCCACCCAAACAAACAAUCUGAGCAGUAGCAACAGCAAAACUGCUUCGGCCAAGAAAAGCCAGGGAUCCGAAAGAGUCAAAUCAGCCAAACACGAGGACAACGCGGAGGACGGAGAGAAGCCAAAGAUCCCGCUGGUUCCGAGACGUCCCGCCUCCGCCGACUUCGCCCCUCAGGGCAUCACCCAGCCGAAGAAAGAGGCGAAGAAGGCGGGAGGGGCAGACUUGAGCAAGAAGAAGGGCGGGGCUGGGGGAGCGGCGGGGGCAGGGGGAGACAUGCACGCCGAGACACCUGUGCCCCCCAAUGAUGAAGAUGAGAAGAUUCUGUAUGAUGCGGCUAACUAUGUGUUCCAACAUCUUCAGGCACUGAUGGCGGCUGAACAGGCGGCCAAAGAGGCGGAGGAGGAGGCGGAGCGACUGGCCAUGUUGGAGCGGGAGAAAGAGAAGGAGAAACAGGCCAAGGCCAAGGAGAAAGGGGGCAAAAAAGGGGGCAAGGGUUCUGCGGGACCUAAGAAAGGCGGCGCCCCUAAUGUGGGCAAGGACUCAGCGAUUCCCGGUGGGGGCGGGAGUCGGGAGGGGGGAGUGGACGGGGGUGCUGCCUCCCCCACUCAGGAUGAGAUCAUGGCGGAGGAGAUGGCGAAGAAGGCCGUGAAGGACAAGAUCAGACAGGAGUACAUUGGGGCACUCACUAUGGAGGAGCAAGCACUGCGUGUGCGGGUGGAGCUGAUUAAGAUGAAGGCGAUGACAGUCAUCCAGGAUGUGAAGGCCAAGGCAGAAGACGCCUACUGUCACAUGGACGAGUGGCUGGGGGGCAGAUUCAGACAGGAAAUGGCCGCCAUAGACAGAGUGUGCGAGGCUAUGGAAUACUGCAUUGAAGAGGGACUGAGGAUGCAGGAGGAACUGAUUCUGGAACAGGAGCAGUUCCACUUCCACGAGGACCGUAUCGCGUUCAGAGAUGACAGCCCCCAGCCUAGGCCAGACCCGGAGGAGAUAGGGGACUCAGUGCACUUCACAGUGGGACAACUGAAGUCCCUCCUCAACCAGUUCGCCCUCUCCGCCCCCUCGGGACAGAUUUCGGCCAAGGGCUUCAUCGACAUCAUGAGCGACCUGGAUGCACUCACCCAAGGCCAAGAGACUCUGCCAGACGUGUGGGUGAGUCUAUCCAAUGACAAACUGACAGAGAUAGCGAACAAUGUCACCCCCAACACAGAAUACGUGGACUGGAGGAAGUUCCUGCUGGCUCUUAGUAAACCCUGGAUCCACCCAACCCAGACACAGCUGCUGGAGUUGCUCACUGCUUACAAGAGUGAAGACGAGGGCGCUACUGGGUUCAUUGACAGAGACACUUAUGACCGAGUGCCUUUGUGGUUCAAAGACGACAGCCGUGCCCCCACUCCUGAAGAUCCAGAGGAACCCUUCCCCUUCGCUCGUUGUGCCGCCCUGAAAGCCUUCUUCUUCGCACUCUUCGGCGAAGCAGACGAAGAAACCCCAGCAGAAGAAGCCGGCAACAAUGACCCGGUAGCACUGGACUACGUACGGAUGUUGCUGUAUUUCAGCUCGGAUCCAGAACCUGUCGAGGGGUUCCUUAGAGCGUUGAGUGUUUCGGCGCAGACUCACAUUCCACGACUGACCGAACCACCUGACGCCAAAACGCCUAAAACAGCAAAUAUAGUUACUCAGAGGUCGGAAGUGUCUGUAACGUCUGAAUUACCUCCCGCAAACGAGGUUGUCAUGAUGGAAUCGGGACUCAGCAUCGCACAGAGCGGUGCCGGCGCUUCCGAGACCGGUCAAGGCGACUCUGCAGCGCAUCAGCCGAACACUGCAACACUAGUCGUGCCUCCGAUUGAUAUUCCCGACUCGGCUAUUGACGCCGAAGUUGGCCUCGAGUCGUUUCUUCUCGUGUUGCAGCAUGGCCAGACGACUCAAGGCGAUUCCAAUCGGUUCGCGGCUGGCGCUGACGCGGAAGAGGAGGAUCUGAUUUCGGUGAAGAAGUUGGAGGAGAUUUGGGCCGAGUUGGGGGGAGGAGGGGGAGGGGUUGAACAGAUGGGGGGACCUGUGAAGUUCACUGCACUCUCUCAACAUCCUCACAUUCAGGACAUCAUUGCGGCAUGCUACACCUACAAGUUCCCAGACCUGUCUGUGGCGACAUCAGUAGACGAAUGAAAACUCAAGCGACGAGCGAAUCACAUCUAGAACGUCUAGAAUAAAAAACAUUAUCGCAUUCAGUUGAACACUUUGUUAAUGUAGACAUAUCAAAUCCAUAUCAGAUGUUUAUUUUAGAAUAUCUCUAUUAUAAAUUCAAGUAUCAAAUAUA